Molecule: messenger RNA, 6356 nt
Organism: Closterium sp. NIES-67
Lineage: Eukaryota; Viridiplantae; Streptophyta; Zygnematophyceae; Desmidiales; Closteriaceae
Source: the annotation of a GenBank genome assembly
UGACACAGGGAGCAGCUGAGCCAGCCAGGGGAAUGCAGCAAAUACGUGUAGUACAGUUUAUGUAUAGUGCCGUAAGGUCGAUGGCCGAUUUUUCGUCAGAACAGGACGCUCGUACGCACUGCUAGAGUUAGGUCUGCGAGGCUCGCAGCCCCGGGCUAGUGAUGCGGUGCUAGACUCACCACGGCUUCACAGCUCCUCUUUUCCGGCCUUCUGGAGCCUUCAGACGCAUUCGGUUUCGGUCAUUGUUGGGAAAAAAAUCGAAAAAAGAAAUCUCCGCCGUCAAAGGCGCACUUGGAGACAGGAUCCAGAGCAGAGAUAAUAAUAGUAUUUUGCAUCUGAAGCAGGUUAAGCGGCGUGCUCAGGAGGCAAGGAGGCAUAGUGACUAAACCUAGGCCGAACUGACCUAGGUCAUCUUGACGUUGCGCGUCACUGACAGUUGUGUACACCGAGCAAUGGACGGCAAGCCUACGAUCAAACAGCCACGCGACGGAUUGCAACUUAAGUCAUAGUCUUCCGACGAUGUUCGCGGGGCGUCCCCUUGUCCCUCUUACCGUCCCAUCCCAAUGUCUCGAUUCCCGCAACGCGUUGACUCGUGAGCGUGCGCCGUCGAUUUUCCAGAACGCUAAGCCACAGGGAUGGUGCUGAAGCUGAGACCUAAGUGACCAGAACAAGCGAGCGAGGCGAGAGUAGGCAACGGCGGAUGGCCGGCAGCCGAACGCGCAUGGGAACGCCGCGACAAAGGGAAUGCCGCGCGUAAACAGCUGGUCCUAGGUACUGCUACCCCGAGCUACAGACGAUAGCACGAGGGAGGAACGGGAGGCGAGAGGAGGCGGCAGGGAGAGGGAGGAGAAGGAGGGGAGAAGUGGGAUAGGUAGGAGAGGAAAGUUGAGGAGGAGGUCGCGGAGAAGGCUGAGGAGAAGGAGGCAGAGAAAGGGUGGAGGAGGAGCAGCAGCAGCAGGGUGUUGAUUAUGGGAUGCGGAUCGUCGUCUCUCAAGCCCGCGGCGACCAACGAUGCGGUGGACCCUGCGACGCUGAAACCAGCAGAUGCCAGUCACCAGCGCCAGCAGCCGCACCCGCAGCAGCAGCAGCAGCAGCAGAAUGAGCAUGAGGGAGCAGGCAAGCGGGAACACGCUGACGGGGAAUCCGGCGGCAAGGCCGCUGCUCCAGACGCAGCGGUCACCGCCGUGGCGAGCGCCGAGACUGACCACGAGAAUGCGAGGACGGAUGGCGGAAAGACAGCCGGGUCGGGGGGAAACGAGGAGCGGGGGGGGGACAAUGGCGCAACAGGUGCGGAGAAUGCUUCCGCCAGGGGACAAGGGGGAACGAAAGCGGGGCAGGCGCAGCAGCAGCAGCAGCAGCAUGAGCGGAGGCCGAGCGGCGGAAAUGUGAAUCUGGGGGGAAAGGGGGGCGGGGGAAACGCGCGGAGCAGUAGCAGUGAGAGCGCAGGGGGGCGAGAAGGGGGGACGGCAGCGCAUAUGUGGCAGCAUAUGCAUGGAGUUGCGAUGCGGAUCAUAGGAAGAUCCCCCAGUGACGAUCGGGAGGGGGGCGCGGGGGGCGGAAGGAAGGGGAAGGAGACGGCUGGGGGGGGGUCAGGGAGAGAUAGGGAGAAAGAGAGGGAGAAGGAGAGGGGGAAGGAGAAGGUCAAGGGGAAGAGCAAGGCGGAUAGAGAAGCGCGCGCGAGAGAAAAGAAAGCAAAGCAGGCGGCAUACGACGAGAGCCUGAACCGCAUGCUCAAGACUCCGGUCAUUUCAUGCACGGGCGCCAUACGGCAGAACGGCCGCAUCGAGGUGAUGUCGUUUGAGGUGGCGCAUGUGAUGGUGCGCCUGGUGCAGCUGCACCACUGCCUGCAGGACGCCCCCAUGGCGCAGUUCGCCUCGGGCGUCAUCGCCUCGCCCGGCAUCGCUGCGCUCGUCACCGCUGACCGCGACACCGCCUGGCGCAUCGCUGCCACUGAUAGACUGAAGGACCUGCAGGUGAUUGCUCGAGACGUGGCCCGGUUCGGACGGCAGUGCCCCGACCCCGUGCUGCAUGGGCUGCACGCGCUCUUCAACAGCCUGCGUCCCCCAUCCCCUCAACCAGCGGCACAGCAGCAGGAGGAGGACGAUUGCCUGCGAUGGCACACAAAGAAGGGCAAGGAGGGGGGAGAAGAGGACAAGAGGCGACACGAGGAGCAGCAGGAUGGGGAGCAGGGGAAGCAGAAGGGGGAAGGGGGGGAGGGGGAGGAGGAGGGGGAGGGGCAGAACAGAGUGGUGCGGGUAUCGGAGGAGGAGGGCACAGCUACCAUUCGAUGGCUUGAGCAGCAUGCGUCGCUCGCAUCUGAGCUGUACCACGAGAUCACGAGCAUAGAGCACAUGUACAAGGCCCUGCAGAAGCGACUCAACGAGAAGAAGUCCACCGCCAAGCCCAGCAUCAUCCGAGACCUGAUAGAGCACAUGCGGUCGGAGCUGGACGCCAAGAAGGACGCAGUGAACGGCAAGCGAGAGGGCAGCCUGUGGGCCAUGGGCAUCAACGAGGUGGUGACAAGGCUAAGGGACGCAGUUGUCUACCUCCACUCUCGCAUCCACACUGUGUUUGGCGAACAUGCGCAUGUGUGGGAGUCGUUUAUGGACGGGAGUGCGAGUGCGAGUGUGGGUGGGGAUGGGGGUGGGGGUGUGAGCAUGGGGGCGGAGCGGCGGCUUGGGGAGGUGGGCAUGGACCUGCACUACGCUAACAUCGUCACCAUGAUCGAUAAGAUUGUGAUGGGCAAGUCGGUGGAGCAGCACCGCGAGGCGCUGUACAGCGCGCUGCCGCGGCCGGUACUGCACGGGCUGCGGCGGCGGCUGCAGCAGUCGGAGGCGGUGGCGGACAUGGGCACGGACCAGCUGCAGGCUAGCCUGGAAGGCGUGCUGGACUGGCUUGCUACCAUGGCGGAAAACACCAUCAAGAUCGGAGUGGACCGUCGGUUGCAGGGGCACACGGAGCUGUCUCUCCUGGAGACCCUCUACCACGUGGAGGAGAGGAAGCUGCAGGCGCUGCUCGUGGACCUGCUAGUGCACUUGCAGCACUAUGCCAGUAGGGAGGACGCGGAUGAUCCUGAGUACGCCUGGGCGCCCAUUCCCCGCUUUGCCAUUGUUGCUGCUGUUGCGAGCGACUCCGAGGGAAGUGCUCCCGAGACGUCUAGUGCAGCUGCUGGUGGUGGUGCUGGUGCUGGUGCAGGUGGUGCAGAGGUUGCUGCUUUUGAUGGGUCUGUUGGGGUCGGUCUGGUUGCAGGGCUGGCUCCUGUCUCUGAGGAACCUGUUGCUUCACUUGCUCCUUCCACACCUUCUGCUGCUGCUGCUCAUGCUGCGGAUGCUGAUGUUGCUGCCGACGGUGCUGCUGCUGGUGCUGAACUCGCUGUGUCUGCUGCUGGUGCUGCUGAAGCAGACAUGAGUACGUCACCUUCAUUAGCACCGGCUGCCAUUCCCUCUUCCUCCUCUAAGGCUCCUUUUGUGGCGGAGACAGCUUUGGAAGGCAUGGGUGGUGCGACUGCCCCGGCUCCUGCUGCUGCUGCACGUGCUGCCUUCAACCCGCAGGCCCCUCGUGCGCCUUAUGCUUCUUUGGAAGACACCCAUGACGCUCACGAGCCCCUCACCCCUACCUUCCCCCUCACGCCUCUCACCCCGAUCACCCCUUCCGCCAUUCCGUGGAGCGCCUUCUCCCCUCUCUCCCAACCCACAGCAGCACCACCAGCGGGGACAGCUGCAGCAGCUGCAGCAGCAGCAGCAGCAGCGACAACAGGGACCGCAGUGGGAGCUGCAGCAGAUGGCGCAACAACAGAACCUGGUGCCGGUGCACCUGGUGCUGCACUUGUCAAGGAGGGGCCAGCAUCUGUCGAGACUGCUGUCGCAGCAGCAGCAGGCGACGGAGGAGGAGGAGGAGGAGGAGGAGGAGGAGGAGGAGGAGGAGGAGGAGGAGGAGGAGGAGGAGGAGGUGGAGGUGUAACCGAAGCGGACAACCGAGGUAGUCGCAGCGGCGGUGUGGCUCUUCGCUCUGGUGCCCCCCUCCCUCUGCGCGUGUCCUUCCCCACAAGCAAGUCUGUCUCUAGCUCAUCCGCUUUUGACUCAACCAACCUCAAGUCACCCGCGUCUGUUUCGGCUGUAUCUGAAACCGCCCUCUCUGUCUCGGGCCCCAACACGCCCACUCCGCUCUUCGGCAUCUCGUCCCCGCUCUCCGUCUCCUCCCCGGCCUUCACACCUACUGCCAUUUCCGAAGCUGCCAGCACCACCCCCGGUUCGAUCUCUGCUGCCCACCUCCGCUUUGCGACCAGCUCCCUGGCGCCCUCGCGUAGUGCUGUCCGCUUUGCCGGCGGCAGCAUUCCCCGCCCGCAGCACCCGGACGGGCGCAGGCGCACUCGCAGCAACCGCGCCAUCAGAGCUGCUAGCUCUGGCGUGCGGGGAGAGGGAGGAGGAGCAGGGGGGGGCGGCGGAGGGUCAGCUGGCUCCAGCGGAUCCGCAGGGUCUGCAGGGUCGGGAGGAGGAGGAGGAGGUAAAGUGGGGGGUUACAAUGUUGCCAUGUCGCUUCCGGCUGCGAUGGUGCCGGGAGCGAAGGGAGGAAUCAAGAGCUCCUUCGGUGCGUAUGGCAUACCAGUGAACCCCAUGCACAGCUUCGAGCUCCCGUCCCACCGCCGUCACAUCAUGCCGCAGCCCCUCCGCCUCUCCCUCCUCUCCGACUCGCCCUAUCACACCGGCGGUUUGGGCGGCUCUAGCGCAUUCUCCCCAGGGGGGGCGGGGGGUGUGCAUGGGGACAGUGCCCCGUCCCCGCUGGCGCAGCUGGUGGCAUCUGCAGCAUUGGAGGAGGAUGAGGAGGAGAUGAUCCAUGCCAUGGCGUCGCCGCUGCCGCAGUGGCUGCCGGUGUCGUCGGCAUUUCGGGAGGAGGAGGAGGGGCGGCUGCGGUCGCGGGCUUUCUCGCCUGCCAGCCCCACGCCUGGAACCCCCACCGUGGUGCCGAGAAUGCUGAGCCGCGCCAUGCGGAAGACCAUGACUGAGUGGGAGAUGGGUCCCAUGGCGGAUUCUCUAGCCAUGGAGGGUGCGACUGUGAGUGGGCUUGGGGGUGUGAAGGGGAGUGGAGGGGGAAGUCUGCAUCUGAGUGGAAGCGUCGAUGCCUUUUUGGAUAGUUCCAGGAGGGGUGGGACGGAGAGAGGGGGCGCGUCAGGCGGAGGAGGAGAAGGGGGUGGAGGGAGGGGGUCUGGCUCGCAGCUUGCUACGGGGGUUGGAGCAUCAGGGGGUGCUGGAGCGGGGGUGGGAGAAGGAGGAGGGAUAUGGGAAAGUGUAGGUGGGAGCAGCAGUGCGGCUGGCAGUGCAAGUGGCAGUGGCGUGCUGAGUGCAGUGGCAAUGGCUGGAGGGGAAGAGAUGAGCCCAAGGGCUGCAGGAGCGUUCGCCGCCACACCCAGCAGCAGCAGAGGUGGGGGAAGCAUGGGCGGAGUGGGGGGCAGUCAGGUGGGCAGCAACGCGCCCACUCCCCGCGUGGGCGCUCACAUGCGGCCCGAGAGCUGGCGGCUGAGGCCCAUGGCGCCUCUGCUGGUGGAUGUGGACCGGAUCGACGACGACGAGAACGGCGCCGCGCUCAUUGCUGCGGCUGUGGGGGGUAGCCUGCUGAGUGGUGGGGAUGACGAUGAGGAGGAGCGCGGCGAGGCGAGUGAGGGCGGGUGCAGCAUGGGGCCGAGCCCGAGAGUGCCCGGGGAGGGAGGGAUGGGAGGGGCGGGCAGUGGACGUAGUAGCGUGGGGCCGAGCCCGAGAGUGCGUGGAGAGGGAGGGGCAGGAGGGGUGGGCAGUGGGCGUAGUAACGUGGGACCGAGCCCGAGGGUGAUGUCUGGGGAUAGGGCUGCUGGCGUUGGUGCUGGUUCUGGUGUGGGCCCAAGUCCCAGAUCGUCAAUCGAGAGGGGCGCUGGUGAUGGCGGUGGGCAUUGAGGUGCUGCAGUGAUGGGAAAGGGAAGGAGUGUGCAGCUGGUUGUGGUGGUGGUUGUUUUGUGGAGAGGUGGAGAUGUUGCGGCGGUGACGGAGGGAUUCUGUGGAGAAGUGGCAGGAGCGGCGAGUGAGAAAAUGUGGGAGUGGGAGCAUGUCGGUGGGAGUGGCUGGGGUGCUGGGGGAUGGAGAGGUGUGCGGAAAUGACUUUGGGGGGGAUGCAGUGAAGACAUGAAGGGUGGAAAAGUGAUUGGUACAGGGGCCGGGGGAAGCAACCGUGCCGUUGGAAACGUCUGCACUGCAGGGGUGUGCUACAUUUUGUCUUUCACCCCUUAUAUCCUCCUCGCUUCCUCCUCCACGCUGUCAUGUGUGACUUGCUCGUUGCUGUCAUUUUUCUUCCUUUAGACGUCACACGACAGGAACCGAUGAAUUGCGCAU